AUGGUUAGUAAGGACAGCGGCACAUGCACACUCACACCGCCGCCUGACAGUGAGGUGGAGCCGGCAGCCUGCCUGGCCCUGGAGAUGAAGUACACACUGGACCCCAACCGGCAGAUCAAGAAGCGCAAUAAGGCCCUGCAGGUGCGCUUCAAGGACAUCUGCGAGGCGCAGAAUGAGCAGCGUGACGCACAGCCUCUGGCGGCCGGCCAGCCACCGCCCUCCGAGAAGCGCGAAGCCAGGCCCUCCUCCUGCCGCUCGGCUUAUCGGAAGUACAUGACGGUCCCUGCACGCCGCUCCAUCCCCAAUGUCACCAAGAGCACAGGUGUGCAGACUUCGCCAGACCUCCGCAAGUGCUACCAGACCUUCCCGCUGGACCGCAAGAAAGGGAACCUCAAGGGUCUCCCAGCGCAGAACAAUGGGUUCCUUACUGACACCCACGAGGCGGGGCCCACGGGAGAGGCCCGCCCUUGUGGUGCGGCGCACAUUCACAAGACCACCGCCUUGGUGUUCCGCUCCAGCGAUCACAUGGAUGAGGUGGACCGGCCUCCGACGGUCAACUGUGCUGAUCCCUGCAGGAGCCCAGACUUGCUCAGCUCCCCUCAAGCCCCUCUCCAGAACUCGCCAGAGUCUCCAGGCCAAGAGCCAGCGCUGCCUGCCCAUGGGACUCUAUUUAAAACGGAGGUGGCCACUGUGUACACACCUGCCCUGGGUGCCAUGGCAGCCGAGCCCGACUGGUCAGACUCUGCCGCUGCCAGCCAGUGGUCCCUGUGUCCAGCAGAUGAGGAGCCAGGGAGAGCCCCCCAUCUCAAUGGGCUCCAGGCGCCCCCAGACUCUGCUGCCACCUGCUCGCCCCCAACUCAGUGCCUGUCCCCGAGAUGUGGCGAACCAGGGCCUGAGAAGCAGCCCAGUGUCGCGGCAGCAGUUGCGGGCGAGGAAUGCCAACGAAUCGUGCCUCACACGGAAGUGGUGGACCUCAAAGCACAGCUUCACAUGAUGGAGAACUUGAUCAGUUCCAGCCAAGAAACCAUCAAAGUGCUCUUGGGGGUCAUUCAGGAGUUGGAAAAAGGAGAGGCCCACCGGGAAGGGCUCUCCUAUCGGACGGGGCAAGACACAGCCAACUGUGACACGUGCAGGAACAGUGCCUGCAUUAUCUACAGCGUGGAGCUGGACUUUAAGCAGCAGGAAGACAAGCUGCAGCCAGUGCUGAGGAAACUCCAUCCCAUUGAGGAAACUCAGGUCGCACCCUCGCCUUAUUCUCAGGAGACUUCCUCCUCGACUCCCAAGCAAAAAUCCAAACCUGAAUCCAAAAAGCACGGUAGAUGGAAACUCUGGUUCCUUUAG
Messenger RNA from Ochotona curzoniae (black-lipped pika), 1341 nucleotides. It is a transcript of the gene INSYN2A, whose product is annotated as inhibitory synaptic factor 2A. The coding region runs from base 1 to 1341 and encodes 446 amino acids. NCBI's taxonomy places the organism in Eukaryota, Metazoa, Chordata, Mammalia, Lagomorpha, Ochotonidae. Gene Ontology annotation, cellular component: postsynaptic density. The record is from RefSeq and is a predicted model, not a curated record. Gene Ontology annotation, biological process: inhibitory postsynaptic potential. The transcript has 3 exons.